GCGUCUCGCUGUUGUCGGAUUGAAAAGUUGGGCCUCCGUUAAAGCCAAAUAUCUUAUCGAAGACAAGCUUUGCGCUUCCGUCAGGAGACAAGCAAAAUGGGCGACUCAGCCGAACUUGAUCAGCGGCUGUUUAAUGGACAUCAAAUCAAAGUUGUAACCGGCUUGGAUCGACCACAGAAAGCAAGGCCGGUGGGUGAGCAAUCGGUAGCAAUCAGGCGUCAGGCAGUAAUGGUUAUACUGGCCAAUCUGGGUGUAUUAACAACUGGAUUCAGCCUGGCUCUGCCCACAGUUGUGUUCAGCCAGCUGACAAGCAAAGAGGAGCCGGUUUACUUGAAUGUGACACAGGCUUCCUGGUUUGCGUCGAUAAACACCUUAUCCUGCCCAUUGGGUGGAAUAUUGUCGGGACUAAUACUGGACAGAAUUGGACGGAAACAUACGCUGUAUGUGAUCAACAUGAUGGGCAUCACUGCCUGGUCACUGCUUGCCACAGCGAGUACAACAAAUUCAGAGUCCUUUUACAUGCAGCUGAUUGUAUCACGUUUUCUUAUUGGUGUUACAAUGGGUCUGGCUACGGCACCUGCGGGUGUUUAUGCGGCAGAGGUUAGUGUGCCCCGUUCACGUGGCAGCCUCAUACUGGGUACCUCGAUAUCGGUCGCAUUGGGCAUCACAGUUCUCUAUAGCAUUGGCUACUUUAUACGCAAUGAUUUUCGCCUCAUUGCCCUCAUUUGCUGUGGUUAUCAGAUAACGGCUCUGCUUUGUGUGCUGCCCCUGCCCGAGACGCCCAGCUGGUUGUUGGCCAAGAAACGUGUGGAGGAGGCCAAGAAGUCACUAAACUAUUUUCGUGGACUCGAUAAGUCACCACACAUCAGCCAUCCCGAGGUAUUGGAGGAGUUCAAUGUGCUGCAAAAAUCGAUUCAGCUGCGGGAUGGUGAACGGAAACCUUCGUUCUUGCGCUGCCUAAAGUUGCCGGAGGUGUACAAGCCGCUGUUUAUAUUGAUGGGUCUGUUUGCGUUCCAGCAGCUUUCGGGCAUUUUCGUGGUUAUUGUGUAUGCCGUGCAAAUCUCCACGAAUGCUGGCGUCUCCAUUGAUCCGUUCACCUGUGCCGUACUCAUUGGCGCAGCACGAGUGCUCACCACCUGUCCCAUGGGCUAUGUCCUGGAAAAGUGGGGCCGUCGACGUGCUGGCAUCAUCUCAACGGUGGGCAUGACCGUGUCCAUGCUGCUGUUGGCUUGCACUGGCUGGUUUGAGUUGUUGCAAGGUGUGCCUUACUUACCAGUCGUGGCCAUUAUUAGCUUCAUUGUGCUCAGCACGUUGGGCUUGUAUACGCUGCCCUUCUUCAUGAUCUCGGAGCUGUUUCCGCAGAAGGUGCGUGGUCCGGCAGCGGGUCUAACUGUGGCUGUCGGCAUGUUUUUCGCCUUUCUCUGCAUCAAAAUCUAUCCGGAUAUGAGAGUGGCAAUUGGCAUGAGCAACUGUUUUGUGUUCUAUGGGGCGAUGUCGUUCCUUGCAACGGUAUUUAUUUACUGGUUCCUGCCGGAGACGCGACGACGCACCCUGCUUGAGAUCGAGGAGCAGUUCCGUAGUGGGGCGCGCAAGAAAAGACCCACCGCCGUCGAGAUGCAAGAGGUUAUUGUGCCAUUUAGGCAGGAAGCAGGAAAUUAAAAUAUUAUAAAUAUAACUUAUGUAAUUAGUGCUGUGAUAAAAUUUAGUACAUACACACAUUCAUCUCGUACACUCGAGGAAAAUGAAUCUCCCUGAAAUUUAGAAAAUCACCCUUAAAUUUAAAUUGCUCUGCAGUUA
Molecule: messenger RNA, 1797 nt
Organism: Drosophila grimshawi
Lineage: Eukaryota; Metazoa; Arthropoda; Insecta; Diptera; Drosophilidae
Product: facilitated trehalose transporter Tret1-2 homolog
Exons: 4
Coding region: 97-1659 (520 amino acids)
Biological process (GO): transmembrane transport; carbohydrate transport
Cellular component (GO): membrane
Molecular function (GO): sugar transmembrane transporter activity
Source: RefSeq, a predicted model, not a curated record